Messenger RNA from Diversispora eburnea, 225 nucleotides. NCBI's taxonomy places the organism in Eukaryota, Fungi, Glomeromycota, Glomeromycetes, Diversisporales, Diversisporaceae. The record is from the annotation of a GenBank genome assembly.
AUGGCAAAGUUUCACGAUGUUGCAAUUAAUGACAAUACGGCACAAACAAAUAAAUAUAAUAUUCUGAAAAUGGUAAUGUCAACAGAAUUUGUAGCCACAAAUUCAAAGCGUUCUAAAGUUAAAGAAAUAAUAUUCACGACAAUAUUAUUUCGUCGAUGUUCUUGGCCAAAUCAGCGGGCGAUUACCCUUUGGUCUCACUCAAUUACCCGAUUUUUACCCGUAUAA